GUGGGGAAGGGAAGCGACGGCAGACCGAUCGGAAAUGGUGGUCGUGGGGACUGUGGUGGCAAGCGGACCGGAGGUCACGUGGGUUCGAGUUCCGGUUCCGACAGAGACUGGAAGUAACCCGUUUGGCUGUUGAUGUUUUGGGUUUUCUCCCGGCUGUCAAUUCGAUCGUCAGACAAAAAAAAGCCGAGAGGUGAAAUAACCAGCUAUGGCAACAACUGAUCUGUUGGUGGAUUUACAAGAUGAUCUGGUGUCAGAUGAUACUUCCAAGACACUUGGACGACUCAAGCUGUCUCCACUGGAUGAAAAGGCCUGGCCUACAGAGUGUGAUGACGAGUUACAGUCAGUUUCAGAGCAACCUUCUGCAAGGAAGGAUGGCAAAGAGAGGCAGUUGCUGUAUUCAGCAGACGAUGAGACCUUGCCUGAAAUUGUUGAUCCUCCCCCUGAUCUGAAGUGGGACGAUCCAUACUAUGAUAUUGCAAGACGCCAAAUAGUGGAGGUAGCAGGAGAUGAUAACUUUGGCAGGAAGGUGAUAGUGGUCAGUGCCUGUCGGAUGCCUCCCAGUCACCAGUUGGACCACACCCAACUGCUUAAAUACCUGAAGCACACGCUGGACAAGUAUGUAGAAAGUGACUACUCAGUUGUGUACUUUCACUAUGGACUCAACAGUCAGAAUAAACCUUCGUUUGCUUGGUUACUGGAAGCCUACAAGGAGUUUGACAGAAAAUACAAGAAGAACAUAAAGGCUCUGUACAUCGUCCACCCUACCAGGUUCAUCAAAGCACUCUUGGUUGUCUUUAAACCAAUAAUCAGCAUGAAGUUUGGACGGAAAAUCUUGUAUGUGAAUCAUUUAAGUGAACUUGAACAGUACCUGAAGUGUGAGCGAAUGGUGAUUCCACAGUGUGUGAAAAGAUAUGAUGAGCGUAUUCAGGCAGCACAGAAACUCAAGCCACAAGAACCAAAAAAGCAGUUACCUCAUCAACAGUUUGGGAUCUCACUUCAAGAGCUCAGAGAAAAGGACCCUGAACAUAAGGCCAUGCCACUAGUCAUGGAACAGACCUCCACUUACAUCAAAAAACAUGGUCUGAACAAGGAAGGGAUAUUCCGUAGGUCGGCUAACGUGUUCCUAGUAAAGGAAGUACUGGAGAAGUACAAUAAUGGAGUUCCUGUAGAUUUUGAAACCUACAAUGAUGUUCAUCUGGCAGCAGUCAUAUUGAAGACUUUUCUUCGUGAAUUGCCUGAGCCUCUGCUGACUUACAACCUAUAUAACAAAGUGGUCUCAUUGGGAAAAGUGCAGGAAAAUAAACAGAUAGAAACGAUUGCUGAGAUGAUUAAAUUUCUCCCCGAGGAUAACUAUACUGUGCUACGUUACUUGGUAGAGUUCCUGGGAGAGAUUGCUGACUACAGUGACCUGAAUAAAAUGACUGCAUCCAACUUGGCUCUGGUGUUUGGACCUGCUCUCUUAUGGGCAAAGGAUGCUGCAAUUUCACUCAAUGCCAUCAACCCCAUUAAUAACUUCACUCAGUUACUCUUCGAAAAUUAUACUGAAAUCUUUCCAGCCAAAUAAGAUAAAGCUUUACCAUUUUAAACCACAGCUGGAGUCGAGUCAGAUUGCCCUUCAGUUUUUAAAUGUUCAUGGCAAUGCACGUUGUGUGGCAACACACAGAAGAAAGGCUAUCAAAUUAGUUGGUGCACCCUUUGAGUUAGGGGUAUGAUUAGCACCUCAUAACACUGCUUGGUCUGUGUAGUGGCUCUGUAUGGUUACACAAGUAUCCAGGAUGGGGCUUUAAUCAUUUUGAGUCUGGGGCUGGAAUCCAUGACUCUUAAUUUGUAGACUUGAUAAUUAUUAUAAUGGGAAUGAUAUUGGAGAACAUUUUUGGUUUAAAUUCUGAAAUUUCCUGCUCUAUCCUUGUGCUGUUAGUGCACAGAGAUCAAUCAUUCAAUCAAUUUAAAUGUACAAUUUUGGCAAAUAAUGCAAGAUUUACAAAAAUUACUGGGAUGUUUCUACAAUGAAUACAUUUUUGAUUUCAUUUUCAAACAAGUGAUUUUUUGCAAAGGUGUUCUGUUUUGUGGUGUUGUGUACAACUUUUCAAAAUUAAAAUUUUUGUACCUUUUUUCAUGGAUUCUCUGCCGAUCCAAAUGAGCUGAAGGGGAGUGAGCGGGGCAUAUAUUUCAUUCAUGUAACUAGUAAUUACAAGUUGUGAAUUCCUUCUGAAGAAAUAGAAUGUCAAGAUAGUGUUUGGGUAAUCAGAUUUGAAAGUUUUACUGUUUAAGUUUCAUUUUUAAAAAAUGUAAAGAAUUCAUUGUUUAAAGAGGGAGCUUUUUUGCUGUUGUGUCAGUGACAUUGUCAUGCAAUGGAUGUUGAACUGAUAACCACGUCAAUGCUGUGGUUAUCUUGGGAUGCUUCAGGUCGUCAUUCUCUUUGAAGUCAGCAAAUUUUGUUGUCAGAUCUGUGGGGAUUCUGCAUUAUAAGAGUAGCCUAAGGAAGCACAGAAUGCCCAACUGCCAUUCUAUUGUUAACUUCUCUCCUGACACUCUAUGAUCAAAUAUAGAGCGGUACAUAAUUCAUUUUGUUCAAAUGGAUGCAAUCUGGUGAUAACCUGAGUUCUCAGCAUUCAAUGUUUAAAACUAGAAAACUGAAGGUAGUAAACAAAUUAUCAGCAGUAAGCAUGCAUCUUUAUAUAUUUUUCACUUAGUGGAUUUUGAAGUGUAUCAUUUAGUAAAGUAUGUUUUUCCCUCCCCUUCUUUUCUUAAGUUCAAAGUCUGUUAGCCAACAUUUGAUCAGAAUUUGGCAUCUUCUAUCUACCAUGAAGACUGUGUAGUUUUUUUAAAAUGUUUUGGGAAGCAAGGUGUACUGUUUAGAUUUCAGGUUAUGAGGCAAGAUAAACUUUAGAAACAUUUUAAUGCUGGUACAUAAGGAAAGGAUUGAAAUAGGCAAGUUUUAAACAACUUUGUUCCUUUUGUGUUAUAGAGGGAAACCUGAACCGAACCUUUUGAUUAAUUUAUUGUAAACUCCCUAGUAUGAGGUUUGUGUCACUUAUUAAAUGCAGUCCUUCUGUCUGAGGUGGGGUUUGAUGGAUGUUGCUGAAAUGUUUGUUUUAUAUGUCUUGGUUAACCAGUGCCAUAAAUAAGGAAUCCAUUGAUCUCAGCAAAGGUACCCACAUCCACUGAAUUUGAGUGGACCUUUUUUGCAUUGGGUAUUAAACUGAGGUAGGCAUCCCAGCUAAGAUCGCUCAAUCCUCAUUGAUAUCCAUGUGCUUUUUCUAGCAGUAAAAUUGGAUAGGGAGCAGGACUAAGAAGCCUGGCUGUUCUUGCUUUCUCCUAGGAGUACUGAAGUUAAACAUAACAUCACAGAAACAGGCCGUUGCCCCACCAUGUCAAUGAAUGCUAAACUACACUUAAUCCCAUUUAUCUAUAGCCUCCUACACCUGGCCUUUUAAGUACUCAUCCAACAGUGUCUCAAACAUUGAGAGUAUCUGGCUCUAUCACCCUCUGGUGAAGUUUAUUUUAGCUAUAGUGAACCAUGGACGUUGAGCAUUAGGCAUAGAUAAAUUUCAUGUUUAAAUCAUUGCAGUGCAUUGAUGUUCUUGGAUUAAGUUCCAAUUAGUCUUAAUCUUUCAACAUUUCAGAAUUGACAGGAGUGGAAUAUUCUGCUUUCUAAAAUGUGUGAUGUUUCCAGGGUCACUUUGACAGGAAUCUACUGAUUCUGUUGAUUGUUAUUCCACAGCAAAGCAACACUACUAUCACUGAGUACCUGGGGCUGGGCCCUCAGAUUUGUGUAAUUUUGUCAUCCUUAUAUUUCAAAACAGAGGCAAAAGGGGCCACACGUUCCUGUUCACUUCAGAAAGUCAUUAACAAUCACACAUAUGGCUCACACCAUGCAGUUAAUGAAGUCUGCUCCCUUUGUCCUGGAGUGGAGUGAUCAGUAUCCUCCCACGUUGAACUUAGCUGUGCAGGUUUUUUGUGAAGAAGCAUCAUGUCUGAUGGUCUGUAUCACCCCCUGGGCAAAGUUCAUUAACAAGAAAUCCAACCUUUAAAUCAAAAUGUACAAGCAUCUGUGUAUGAAAAUGAUUGGGUGCCAAUAUUGUGAAAUCCACCAUAAUAUUAAAGGGAAAAACUGUGGUGAUAAGAUAUUCUGCCGGAGGUGCCUUUUAUACAAUGAACAUACCAAACUCCUACUUAAAGGGAUACUCUGACUGGGAGGGAGCAAGUUACAAAACAGUAACCCAAAUUUCACAUGAUGCACAAAACUCUCAAAAGAUCACAAAUAUAUGGUUUUUAACAGCAGGUUUAUGAAGUCUGUACAUAAUAAUACAUUUAUUUAAAAACCCCAAAGUGUUAAGCAACAGACUAUUGAAUAUAUUAUAGAGUCAUACAGCACAGAAACAGACCCUUCAGUCCAAUUUGUCCAUGCCAACCAAGUUGCCAAACUCCCACUUGCCUGUGUUUGGCCCAUAUCCCUGCAAACCUUUCCUAUUCACGUACUUAUCCAAAAUGUCUUUUAAAUCUUGUAACUGUACUUGCAUCCACCACUUCCUCCAGCAGUUCAUUCCACAGACGAACUGCUCUGUUAAAAAAAAAAUGUUCUUUUUAAAACUUUAUCCAAUCAGCUUAUAAAUAUGCUCCUCGUGAUUUUAUAGACCUCUGUAAUGUCACCACCCCAACCUCCUAUGAAAGAAGCGUCAGCCUAUUUUUAAAACAAACCCUCCAUUCCUAGCAACAGCCUUGGUAAAAUCUUUUCUGAACCCUCUCCAAUGUAGUAUCAUAUUUCCCAUAGCAGAGUGACCAGAACUGCUCACCAACAAAAGAUCUGAGCAAUGAAGGCAAGUGUGCUAAACACUUUAACUAUCCUGCCUACCUGUGAUGCAAAUUUCAAAGAAUUAUAAACCUGAACCCCCAGGUCUCUCUAGAAUUUUGCUUUUUUCACUGCAAGAUGGUUGCCUUAUUUUCAGAUUUAUAUGGAAUGAGUAAACAAAUUGCAUACAUCUUGUACCACUCCUUCUUUGAUUUUUGAGCCUUUAAAAAUCUAUACCAUGUUUGAGACAUGAAGCAACAAGAAAGAAUUAGUUAAUGUAAUACAUAAACUAAUAAACCAAUGAAUUUCAACUAUUUUAGGAUUCCUUUAAACAUCACCUGCUAAAGCUUUGUUCUUUCAGCUAUUUCUAAAAUCCUGUUGUUUUUUUUUUUUAAAUUUUUCACCUCAGUUUCUGUGGUGUAGAGACAAAUUUUACUGAUUGAAACAUUUUUUUAAACUUGCGACACUAGACUAGAAUUUUUUUAAUCUGAUUUUUAAUGUGCCAACUAUUAAACCACACUAUUUCUCUGUACUGUCAAAUGAGUUUCAUUCUACCUCAGUAUUAUCCAUCUUCUAUUUGGGUGAUUUUUUUCUAUUCUAAAAUUAAUGUUUUUCCUGUUGAAAGAAAGCCUUUUUACCAUAGGGUUCGAUAAGCAUUUCAUUUUAUUACCAACUAAACCAAGAAUAAAAGUUAGAAAAUGCAAGGACUGUAACCUUAUCUUCAGGUUCAUUUUUUCACUUGUGAGCUCUAAGAUUUUGAUAUGUGGAUCAUAUGUGUAAGCAAUUGCUAAGAGAAACAUUCCUUAUCCUUCUGGACACAUUCAUAGACGUAUCUACUUUAAAAUUUGAAAGUGUGAGAAAUGUAUAGAAUCACAUGUAAUAUGUUUAAUUGUAUCGGAAGCUUUUUGGGACAAAGGGUGAUGUAUAAAUUCUUCUGGGCUUUUUUCCUUCUUUCUGGAUAAACCCCUGGUUUACUCUGAAAAUCUUUAUUCCAAUGCCAACAGAGUUGCUUAACCUAUUCAUCAUUUUCCUUCAACCCUGCUCUGAUGUCCAGAAUUGGCUGGUAUACUAUAGUUCUGAAACGAAGUCUAUAAAAAUGCGUAUGUCAAGUAAUCUGUGACUGCCUUCCAGUGUUGCUGACCAGCACUGUUUUCUCUAGGCUGCUUCCCCAGACAAUCAAUGUUAGAAUAAUUUUAGAAACCUGGCUGUUUUCCAUUCUGGUUUUGUGAUUUUAUAACAUAACUUUCCCAUAUAUAGGGAUAAACAUAGCAGCAGCUUGUAAAAAAUGAGAAUUUCUAAGAGUGCAUGUCUUUUUAUGGUCAGUCAAUAAGAUGAAAGCAGUCUUAAUUUUCUGAUACAGGCCUGUAGUAAUAGUGUUGUGGAAGGGAAAGGAUGAAGAGAGAACUUUUUAAGUGCUUUUCCAAACAGUACCUAUUCAUCACCUGACCAGGUUAAUUUUUGUUUUUGAUCAUUAGAGUUAAGAAAUAACAUUUCAAAUCAGACUAUUUAUUACAGAUGAAUGGCUGAUCACACAAGCAGCUGCAAGUAGAAUAGAGAAGUGCUUUGGACCCUUUACAGGGUACAUUGUGUUUAAUUGUGCCUUUACAAUAGCAGACUGGAAGAUAAAAUUCAAAAUUAGGGUGUUAGGGUGUUAGGACAAGGGUUCAGAAAGUAAACAAACUUACAGUUGUACAUGCCACAAAAUACAAUCCUAUUAUUUCAUGUUGAGCUACACUUUGUUCACCCACAUAAAGGGUUUACUGUAUGUUUUCUUAAUGUUGAAAUUUAUUGCCAGUCACUUGUUCACUACUUUAUGCUUUAAUAUAUGCAUUAAGCAGAUGAUAUUUAUACAUCUUGAUCUGUGACAUUGUGGAAGGUGACACUCCAUCUCAAUUUCUGGAGACCAGUCACAUGUGUUAUAAUUUGGUUUGUUUUAUAAUGUAGUGAUGAUCAAAGUGACUUUAAAAUAAAAUACAUACACGAAUUGUGUCAUA
Messenger RNA from Rhincodon typus (whale shark), 6786 nucleotides. RefSeq names its product Rho GTPase activating protein 1 (gene arhgap1). Gene Ontology annotation, biological process: small GTPase-mediated signal transduction; negative regulation of endocytic recycling. Bases 206 to 1564 code for a protein of 452 amino acids. Gene Ontology annotation, cellular component: cytoplasm. NCBI's taxonomy places the organism in Eukaryota, Metazoa, Chordata, Chondrichthyes, Orectolobiformes, Rhincodontidae. Gene Ontology annotation, molecular function: GTPase activator activity. The record is from RefSeq and is a predicted model, not a curated record. The transcript has 14 exons.